Molecule: messenger RNA, 2927 nt
Organism: Mytilus californianus (California mussel)
Lineage: Eukaryota; Metazoa; Mollusca; Bivalvia; Mytilida; Mytilidae
Product: sperm flagellar protein 1-like
Exons: 9
Coding region: 223-1107 (294 amino acids)
Biological process (GO): regulation of cytoskeleton organization
Cellular component (GO): axoneme
Molecular function (GO): microtubule binding
Source: RefSeq, a predicted model, not a curated record
UGACGAAUACUGUUUGAUGCAUUGUGGGAAAUGCCGUUGCGACAACAACAAAGACGCCUUACUGAUUUUAAAAGCAAUAUUUACACAAGAAGAACCAUCUGAUAUCUAAAUUAUUUAUCACUGUAUAUUGACAUACACAAACAUUGCAUUCAGAUUAUAAAAAGAAUAUUUGAAAAGGCCUUAGAAAUCAUUUAUAAAAGCCCUCAUCUAUCAAUACAUAUAAUGGAACAUGUGAAAACUACUGGUAACGAUAUGGACGAUUUCGAUGAUGCAGAGUUAGAAGAAUUAUAUAGCUGGAUUGACGGCAUUCCACUGUCCAGACCAAAAAGAAACAUAGCUAGGGACUUUUCUGAUGGCGUUUUGGUAGCAGAAUUAGUAAGGCAUUGUUGUUCACAAAAAGGUUUGGUUGACCUUCACAACUACACAGGUGCUAACAGCACAAAUAAAAAAGAAGAAAAUUGGCGUUUAAUGAACAGAAAAGUUUUUACCAAAUUGGGUUUUGAACUUGGGGAUGAUGUGAUGCGAGAUGUUAUAACAGCAAAGCCAGGAGUUAUAGAAAAAGUUUUAAUGAUGUUACGCACAAAACUGAAUAGAGCAGAAUGGGAAUUAAAGAAGCAAACACAGAAGAGUAAAGGAGGGGGAGGUAAAAAAGAAAGUGAUAAACCAGAAGCUGAUCAGUAUAUGGUUGUAAAAGGCAAUGACCCAUGGGGUUGGGAGUCAGAAUUUCUGGAAAGAGACUGGACUCGGGGAAUAAAAGUUUAUGGAUCACCAAGAGGAAAAGGAAUGAAACAAGACACAACUAGAGGAUACCCUUAUCUUCAGAGAGAUCCUCAGCUUGAGUUGAUAACUCUCUACAAUCUAGACAGGCCAGAUUACCCAAGUAUCCCAAAACACAAAAUUAUUAGAUCAAUAGCUGAAAGUGAUGCUGUACCAAGGAUUUUAUUUGAAGAAAAAGAACAAGAAUGUCUAGCUAAAGAUGAAACUAUAAGGAUUCUCGAGGCCAAAAUUCACAGAAUGGAACAUUUAAUUCAUUUGAAAGAUGUGAGAAUAGAUGACUUACAAAACAGACUAGAAACAAUGCGUCCAACUGGAGUACGGAGGAUGUAAAAUCUUAAAUUGGAUACAACAAAUGGGUAAACAUGGACAUUGUUUGCAAUAUAUAUGUUAUAUUUUUAUUGAUCAAUGUUGACAGUGCACUUGAAAAAUUAUAAUGGUAUCACAGUUGUUUAUUAUUGUUGGUAAAAUGGUUACAGAACGUCCUCGGUUUGUUGUUACAUCAUGUCUAUAAAUAAACAUUCCUUAAAAAUCAUCUAACUCUGUGUUAUAAUGUUUUGUUUUUUCACACAGUUUAAAUUUGUUUGUAAAGAUAAUUUUGUUGGAAAUUUGUUUUGGAAAUACAUUGAAUAUUGAAACAAAUAAUAAACAAAUUUUUGUCUGCAAGUUUUAUUAUAACCAGUGCUUAUUCCAGAUACAUUUAUUACAAAACAUAUCAUUAAUAUAAAUAAAGUGUAAUGAAAUAUAUAAAUAGAAAAUUAAUUUAUAAGAAAGUGUUUAUUUAGAUUUAUUUAAAAAAUUAGAUUGAACAUAUAUAAUCCCAAUGACAUGGAAAGUUAAAAAAAAUUCUGCAUAGAUAUUUAUUUAAUUGAGCAUCAUGGAAAAUUGAAAAAUAAAAUCAAGAUAGAUUCUGAGGAACUGAACAAUAUACUGAGAAAGUUUAAGUGUCAAAAAGUUUAGGCAUCUUGUUAUUCUAAUGAUAAAACAUUCAGGGGACUUGAUUGACAGAGUAGACAUGGUAGAAACUAAACGUUGCAUCAUUUCUUUUUUCACCAAAGAAUAUAGAUCAUCAGUUCAUUGCAGAAUGAAAUUUGAGAAAUUUUUGGAACAUUUUAUUAUACCAAAAAAGGGGAAUAGAAGAAUUUCCCAAUAAUCAAAACUGGCAUUUUAAAUCAGCAGCAUUACUUGUACGGAGAAUCCAAUCAAAUGUUGCAAUUAUUAUCACAUGACCAAUUGAAAAUUUAUAAUAUCUGCAGAUAAUAAUUUCUGAAUUUACUGUAUUUGAAAAACUUUUAUUUGUGAAUCAUACAUUAUUUUUUUUUUACAAAAAUCAUGUGAUGAAAUGAAUUAAUGUCUGUGAUAUUUUUUGUGUAGUGUUUUAUAGUACGUACUGUAAUUUUUUCAUUACUAAAUACCUGGAUCCUUGGUCAUAAAACUUUACUCAGUACUCAGGGUACAAAAUGUGUGCUCGAAACACCAAAUCUAGUAUUUUGAUUGGUUGAUUUCUAAAGUUUUAUGACCGCAAGGCCAGGUUCAAUGGCUUAGUGUAAAGAGUAGUGGUUUAUGGGUGGUUGAAUGGUUUUUUAUUUGCUCUCAAAAUCGAAAAAAACCAACCUCUACUAAUAAAUUCUUCUAAGUAGAUAAUGUGUACUGUUUAACAUGAAAAUUAUGGACCAUCAAAGUAAAAUUUUAUGUGCUUAUUUUUUUAGAAAUAAAUGUAUUGAAAAGCUUAAUCUUUAAGCUGGAAAAAUGAUGUUUUGGUCUUUUAUAUGAAAUUUAUGGUGUAAAAGGAAUAAUAAAAAGGAGUAUGGUUUAAAUAUGUUUUUAGGAUUAUUAUUUUGAAAAUAAUAUGAGAAAUAUGGAAAAAUAUGAAAUAUAAGCUGGUUAUUGAUAUGGAAAUCUAUUGAUGAUGAGAUUAUGAAUACAUAUAUAUAUAUUUACAUCUGAGCCUGUGAAAUGUUAUUUACUGUAUAGUUCUUAAAAUUAUGUACAUUCCGUCCAUUUGUUUCUUUCCAUUAACAAUCAGUUUUAUACAUUGUAAAUUUUACACCAUUUUAUUUUGUAUUUUCUGUUGCUGUUCCAUUUGAAAAAAGCAUUAAUUAUUUCAAAUCUUGAAAGAGUCUGUAAUCAAGAAUAAAGUCUUAAAGAAUAAA